This is a messenger RNA of Phytophthora nicotianae INRA-310, 1257 nucleotides long. RefSeq lists its product as hypothetical. Gene Ontology annotation, cellular component: nucleus. The transcript has 7 exons. The record is from RefSeq and is a predicted model, not a curated record. The coding region runs from base 1 to 1257 and encodes 418 amino acids. NCBI's taxonomy places the organism in Eukaryota, Oomycota, Peronosporomycetes, Peronosporales, Peronosporaceae. Gene Ontology annotation, molecular function: polyubiquitin modification-dependent protein binding; single-stranded DNA binding; metalloendopeptidase activity. Gene Ontology annotation, biological process: DNA damage response.
AUGGCACUAGCACACGCCGUCGCCACGGCUCGCGGAGACACGCUCGCAACACAGCGGUGCGAUCUUUUGGCUCGAGAGAACGAGUAUCUAGAUCCCAACCCAGACCUGCACUCACUCUUCCAGGAGUACAACCGCAUGUUCUUCGAAGGUCGAUUGGCCGGCUGUGAGGUCAAGUGGAGCAGGCGCAUGACACUCUGUGCUGGACUGUGCAGUUUCCAGCCUCGUAGCGGCUUCUGUUCGAUUCGGUUGAGUGAGCCAUUGCUGAAGCUUCGACCACGCAGCGACAUGGUCAACACUCUACUGCACGAGAUGAUCCACGCGUACGUGUUCGUAGCGACUCCCGUGCGCGACCACGAGGACCACGGACCACUAUUUCAAGCGCACAUGAACCGGAUCAAUGAAGCUGCGAAGACCGAGAUCACGGUCUUUCACACUUUUCACGACGAAGUGAACUCAUACCGACAGCACGUGUGGCAGUGCAAUGGCCCGUGCCGACACACUCGUCCGUACUUUGGCCUUGUCAAGCGGUCGAUGAACCGAGCGCCAGGACCGACAGAUCGCUGGUGGGCUGACCACGAACGAAGUUGUGGUGGCAGCUACACUAAAAUCAAGGAGCCAGCAGAGUUCACAGCCAAGCAGGCGAAGAAGAAGGAGAGAGAACUCGCUCGUGCGGAAAAGCAGAAGCAGAAAGAAAAAGUAGCGAAAGCUGCACCGAGUGUGAAGCAGUUUUUCCCGACCAUAAAGGAGGACGGUGAUACCGAGAACAGUAAAGCGAAAAGACCGCCUACAAAGCCUCCGAGUGCUGGAAAGAAUCAACCUGAUGCUGGAAACGAUAGCUACAAGAAGCGGAAGAAAGAGCAGGAUGGCGAUACAAAGAGUUCAGGCUGGCCAAAGCUCAAGUUCCUGUCCUCAACUCCCGUCGUUCUCUCUGCCUAUGAUGAAGACGGAUACCUCCUAGUGGGGGAUGUCCAAGCUCUCUAUCAGACUCCAUCAUCACAGCAAUUUACUCUUGGUGGGCGUGAUAGAGAUCGACUGGAGCCACCCGACCAACUUCGAGGUGACGAAGCCGCUGGAGCACGCACUGCUGGGUCUUCUGUUGUAGAUCUGACUGUCUCUGACAGUGACGAUAGUGAUAACGAGCAGUUGCAGCAGGCAAUCAGACUCUCACUGGCGGCUCCACGUCCGACUUCAACAAGCGAUAGUUUACUGAAAACAGGGACAGGAGAGGAGGACGUUAUUGAGAUUGACUUGCGUUAA